AUGGUGACGGCGUCAUCUGCAGAUCGCCCGCAGGCAGCGCUCAGAGACACUCGCACACAGCUUUUUGUUGGAAACCUUCCAUACCGUGUCCGCUGGCAGGACUUGAAGGACCUCUUUCGAAAAGCUGGGACCGUUCUUCGUGCCGACGUUUCCCUCGGCCCAGACAAUCGAUCUCGGGGUUAUGGUACCGUCCUCCUCGCAACCGCCGAAGACGCUGGGCGUGCGAUUGAUAUGUUCAACGGAUACUGCUGGCAGACUCGUGUACUAGAAGUUCGUCCUGAUCGCCUAGGCUCUUCGCCGGAACCAGACGCCCACCUUCGUUACCCGUUACCGAUCCGCAAGCUGGGAGCCCUGGAAUGCGGUCCUUGUUCAUCGGAAAUGUGCGUCUACGAGCAUGAACAUCUUAUUACAAUCUUCUGUGUCGUCAUAAAACAACUCCCCUUCAUUCACUUACUCCACCAACAGCUUCCCUUCCACAUCCAAUGGCAAGACUUAAAGGACUUGUUUCGCGCAGCAGGCUCCGUAGCACGUGCCGACGUUGCCCUAGGUCCUGAUGGAAGGUCUAGAGGGUUCGGUACCGUUACAUUCAUGACUGAGGACGGCGCAGAGCGUGCAAGACGUCUCUUUGAUGGGUAA
Molecule: messenger RNA, 636 nt
Organism: Pisolithus orientalis
Lineage: Eukaryota; Fungi; Basidiomycota; Agaricomycetes; Boletales; Pisolithaceae
Exons: 3
Coding region: 1-636 (211 amino acids)
Biological process (GO): regulation of mRNA stability involved in response to oxidative stress
Cellular component (GO): cytoplasm; post-mRNA release spliceosomal complex; nucleus
Molecular function (GO): mRNA binding
Source: RefSeq, a predicted model, not a curated record